This is a messenger RNA of Fomitiporia mediterranea MF3/22, 873 nucleotides long. RefSeq names its product transport protein particle complex subunit. The transcript is spliced from 5 exons. Gene Ontology annotation, cellular component: cis-Golgi network membrane; TRAPP complex; cytosol. Bases 75 to 704 code for a protein of 209 amino acids. Lineage: Eukaryota; Fungi; Basidiomycota; Agaricomycetes; Hymenochaetales; Hymenochaetaceae. The record is from RefSeq and is a predicted model, not a curated record. Gene Ontology annotation, biological process: intra-Golgi vesicle-mediated transport; endoplasmic reticulum to Golgi vesicle-mediated transport.
ACACACUCACCUUUGCUUACUUCUCAAACCGGUCUGUAUAUACCAGCUUUGCGUUUUACAUAAGAAAAGAAAGUAUGGCAACUACGAGCAAGCAAUACAAGGCCAUCGGCGAGGACCUCUGGAAAGGUCGUACCGAGAAGAUCAAUGCGGAAUUAUUCGCCAUGACAUACGGUGCACUCGUCGUACAACUGAUCCAAGAUUAUGAGGAUUAUGGCGAAGUGAACAAACAGCUCGAGAAGAUGGGGUAUAACAUCGGCACACGUCUGAUAGAGGACUUCCUUGCACGCAGUAACCUCGGACGGUGUGCGGAUUUUAGGGAGACGGGUGAGGUAGUGUCUAAGGUCGGCUUCAAGUCGUUCUUAAAUAUCACACCAACAGUAACACACGGUGCACCUCCACCGGCGCCAGCAACGAAAGCCGGGUCGACACCACAGCCAAACGCUUCUUCUCCUGGGACGUUCUUCACGUUAACUUUCGACGAGAACCCACUUGCGGAGUUUGUUGAGCUUCCUGAAGAGGCGCUCCAUGGUGGAUUAUGGUAUAGCAACGUUCUGUGUGGUGUUAUACGUGGGGCUUUGGAGAUGAUCCAGAUGCAAGUGGAAGCGACGUUCGUGAGCGACGUAUUACGAGGGGACGAAUCCACUGAGAUGCGGGUAAAGCUCGUAAAAUACCUAGAGGAAGAACUUCCUGCUGGCGAGGAUUAGGAUCCUGAGCUACCAUCUUCCAUGUAUACCAAACCUAACUCCCGCAUUAUACAAUAUAUUUCAGAUAGACAUGUAUUAUAGACUCUUUCGCCUUCAUGGGCAUCAGUUGUCUGUCUUUUCAUCGGAUAGGCUGGGAAAAUGCUUCAGGUAUACCUGGCCCAGCAGCUGG